This is a messenger RNA of Phytophthora nicotianae INRA-310, 849 nucleotides long. RefSeq lists its product as hypothetical. Lineage: Eukaryota; Oomycota; Peronosporomycetes; Peronosporales; Peronosporaceae. The record is from RefSeq and is a predicted model, not a curated record. The transcript has 2 exons. Bases 1 to 849 code for a protein of 282 amino acids.
AUGACCCACGUUCUGUCGUCUGAAGGCAUGGGGGUAACACUAGAGCAUGAGAACUUUCCCCACCUCACGCGUAUCGAGCGGGAAGCCCUCCAUCGACUCGCCGUAACCUCCGUUGAGUCCGUCGUCAUGUUCGCUGCUGAUUUCAGCGACUCCGGAGCGGCACAAGAAUUCAUGGAACGCGAGCUCGGCAGCGCACAGCGGCGAGUGUCAACUCCCUCGCGCUUCAUGAAGAAUGAUGUGAUCAAUAUUGAAACCUCCACGUACUCAGGCGUUGGGAACGAUCGUCUUCCGCUAAACCGCUGGUUUCGCGAGAUCGACAUCACGAUCAAAUCGAGAUUACUCGAGUCGGAGUCCGCAAAAGGGAACUUCCUACUCUCCCGGUUGAGUGGGAAGGCGAAGGAGCUCUUCAAGAAGCUGGCGUUCGAGCUGCCCCAGGACGAGUCGAGAACGCGCACGGCGUUCUUUCCCCUGAAACAAGGGGAAAUGCCGGUGCGCGACGAUUUACAGAAAUGUCGUCACCUAGUGUCGUGCAUCAUCACCAAUCCGAUCGAUGAUGCAUCACAGGUUCACGUGUUCGUCUUCGGCAUGCGCGAGGGCAUGACGAGAUACUGCCUAACGCGAGCAGAGCCGAAGACCCUCGAGGAAGCCUUCGCCAUCGCACUGCGUGAGGAUUAUACGGUGUCGUCAUCGUACGGCAAGGCGCUGUCGGAGGAGGCUCGGGUGUCGGUGCCCGAGCUUAUGAAGAUUGAUGUAAUCGAGGCAUCAUCACGCGGUGGUGGCCCACCGUAUCGGAACAACCGCGGUGGUCGAGGGCAAAGCCCACUGAUAUGCUUUCGAUGUCGAAAGUAG